AAUACCCCCCCCUCUUGCGAGACGGCAGGUUGUCUGUCCCAUAGGGUAAGGUCUGUCGGCUCAGCAAGAAGCUCCCGGACAGCGGGAGCGAGACAGUUGGCGCUACAUCGCAUUCCGGUCCUCGACAACAACAUCUGUGAAGCGUCUCACGCGCAACAUUCCUCGGCAUUCUGGCCGAUAUUACAUCGCCAUGGACGGCACUCCCUCUCGCCCGCCUGGCUACUCCCGGGCCAACUACAACGACGACGACGACGACGACCGCAUGAGCCCCAGCAGCCCGGGCACAAAUCCGGCGGCAGUCAGAUUAUUAACAUCUAUGGAGGAGUCGCUACCAGACAGCCGACCGUUUAGGCCCACGCCCCGCCGAACGUACCAGCCGUCGAUCAGAUCCACCCGCUCGCGAACAUCCUCGAUCCUCGAUCCACCCCAUAUCACACCGCUAGACUCGGCAUACGACGCGUACCGACAGCGGGGCGCCGAGUCCCCCCGCCCCUGGACCCCAUCGUCGAGGAUGUCUGGAACGUCCGACUACACGCGCCCUCCCCCCUCCAGCAUGCACUACGAACCCGCAGACAUCGACGGGGUCCCCAGACCGGGCACGCCGUCAUCGAGAUACGGCGGCAGCCCCCGCAGGCCGCUGCCCCCCGCCCCGAUGUUCGCCCCAUCCGUGCGCGACUCGACUUACACGGGAGACGACGCGACGGUGAGCAUACCCCUCGACGGCGCACACGACGACGUAUUCGGAGCCGAGUCGGACAUCAGCGGCGCGCAACCGUACGACGAGGAUUCCUACGGGUACCAGUCGCAGGUCACCCUCAGCGAGGAGAGCCAGUCGCAGGCGCCUUUCGAGGACAAGGUCGAGCACUACGGCGCGGCGCCGGAGGGGAAGCAGGAGCGGCGCGGGGUGCGGGCGCCGGUGACGUCGAAGAAGGAGGUGCAGCUCAUCAACGGCGAGCUGAUCCUCGAGUGCAAGAUCCCGACGAUCCUGUACAGCUUCCUGCCGCGGCGCGACGAGAUCGAGUUCACGCACAUGCGGUACACGGCGGUGACGUGCGACCCGGACGACUUCGUCGAGAAGGGGUACAAGCUGCGGCAGAACAUCGGCCGGACGGCGCGCGAGACGGAGCUGUUCAUCUGCGUGACGAUGUACAACGAGGACGAGAUCGACUUCACGCGCACGAUGCACGCCAUCAUGAAGAACGUGAGCCACUUCUGCGGCCGCAGCAAGUCGCGGACGUGGGGCGAGAACGGGUGGCAGAAGAUCGUGGUGUGCAUCGUGUCGGACGGGCGCGAAAAGGUGCACCAGCGCACGCUCGACGCGCUCGCGGCCAUGGGCGUGUACCAGCACGGCAUCGCGAAGAACUUCGUCAACCAGAAGGCGGUGCAGGCGCACGUGUACGAGUACACGACGCAGGUGUCGCUCGACUCGGACCUCAAGUUCAAGGGCGCGGAGAAGGGCAUCGUGCCGUGCCAGAUGAUCUUCUGCCUCAAGGAGCGCAACCAGCGCAAGCUCAACUCGCACCGCUGGUUCUUCAACGCGUUCGGCAAGGCGCUGAACCCGAACGUGUGCAUCCUGCUGGACGUCGGGACCAAGCCGGGCACGAACUCGCUGUACCACCUGUGGAAGGCGUUCGACACGGACUCGAGCGUGGCGGGCGCGUGCGGCGAGAUCAAGGCGAUGAAGGGCCGGCUCGGCAGCAACCUGCUGAACCCGCUGGUGGCGUCGCAGAACUUCGAGUACAAGAUGUCCAACAUCCUCGACAAGCCGCUCGAGUCCGUGUUCGGGUACAUCACGGUGCUGCCGGGCGCGCUCAGCGCGUACCGCUACCACGCGCUGCAGAACGACGAGACCGGCCACGGCCCGCUCAGCCAGUACUUCAAGGGCGAGACCCUGCACGGCCAGCACGCCGACGUCUUCACCGCCAACAUGUACCUCGCCGAGGACCGCAUCCUCUGCUGGGAGCUCGUCGCGAAGCGGAACGAGCGGUGGGUGCUCAAGUACGUCAAGGGGUGCACCGGAGAGACGGACGUGCCGGACACCGUCCCCGAAUUCAUCUCGCAGCGGCGGCGCUGGCUCAACGGGGCCUUCUUCGCGGCCGUGUACUCGCUCGUGCACUUCCGGCAGAUCUGGGUGACGGACCACACGGUGGCGCGCAAGGUGCUGCUGCACAUCGAGUUCGUGUACCAGUUCCUGCAGCUGCUGUUCACGUACUUCUCGCUGGCCAACUUCUACCUGGCCUUCUACUUCAUCGGCGGCGGGCUGACCGACCCCGAGAUCGACCCGUUCGGCCACAACGUGGCGCUCUACAUCUUCACCGUGCUGCGGUACACGUGCGUGCUGCUCAUCAGCAUGCAGUUCAUCAUCUCGCUCGGCAACCGGCCGCAGGGCGCCAAGAAGCUCUACCUCGCCAGCAUGGUCGUCUACGGCGUCAUCAUGGUGUACAACACGUUCGCGUGCAUCUUCAUCGUGAUCCACACGGUGCGCGACACGGACCGGCUCAUGCUCGGCAACAACGUGUUCACGAACCUGAUCGUGUCGACGGCGUCGACGGUCGGGCUGUACUUCCUGAUGAGCUUCCUGUACUUCGACCCGUGGCACAUGUUCACGAGCUCGGCGCAGUACUUCGCGCUGCUGCCGAGCUACAUCUGCACGCUGCAGGUGUACGCGUUCUGCAACACGCACGACGUGACGUGGGGCACCAAGGGCGACAACGUGAUGCGGACGGACCUGGGCGGGGCGGUGGGCCAGGGGUCGACGGUGGAGCUGGAGAUGCCGUCGGAGCAGCUGGACAUCGACAGCGGGUACGACGAGGCGCUGCGCAACCUGCGGGACCGGGUGGAGGUGCCGGCGGCGGCGCCGAGCGAGUCGCAGAUGCAGGAGGACUACUACAAGAGCGUGCGCACGUACAUGGUGGUCAUCUGGAUGGUGGCCAACGCGAUCCUGGCCAUGGCCGUCAGCGAGGCCUACGGCUACCGCGACGUCGGCAACAACUUCUACCUCAGCUUCAUCCUGUGGGCCGUCGCCGCGCUCGCCAUCUUCCGCGCCCUCGGCAGCACCACCUUCGCCGUCAUCAGCGCCGUCAACACCGUCGUCGAGGGCCGCGUCCGCAUGAGCCUCAAGGUCCCCGAGUGGAUGGGCGGCCUCGGCUCCCGCAUCAGCGACAAGAUCAGCGACACCAUGACGAGCAUCGGGAGCAGCGUCAGGGUGUGAGGGGAGCUGGCGCGUUUUUUUUUUUCCCCUCUUCUCCUUCUCACCUCCUCUCUGCUUGUAUUUUUGCGUUGUCUCCCACCCUCCGGUGCCUGUCCCGGCGGUCCUGCUUGCUCGUUUUGCUGCUGCUCGGGAUGUUGCGGGGGACAUGGGCACCCUGUUGAUGGAGGCGUUAUUGACGAAAAUUCUUUUUUUUAUUUUAUUCCCGUUUCAGAAAUUAGAGGGACUUCUCUCCCGGCCGCACUUGGGCGCGUGUUCGGGGCUUGACGAAUGGA
Molecule: messenger RNA, 3483 nt
Organism: Durotheca rogersii
Lineage: Eukaryota; Fungi; Ascomycota; Sordariomycetes; Xylariales; Xylariaceae
Product: glycosyltransferase family 2 protein
Exons: 3
Coding region: 191-3211 (1006 amino acids)
Cellular component (GO): cell periphery; cell septum
Molecular function (GO): chitin synthase activity
Source: RefSeq, a predicted model, not a curated record